Molecule: messenger RNA, 1385 nt
Organism: Pteronotus mesoamericanus
Lineage: Eukaryota; Metazoa; Chordata; Mammalia; Chiroptera; Mormoopidae
Gene: USP18
Product: ubiquitin specific peptidase 18
Exons: 10
Coding region: 178-1200 (340 amino acids)
Biological process (GO): protein deubiquitination
Cellular component (GO): nucleus; cytosol
Molecular function (GO): cysteine-type deubiquitinase activity
Source: RefSeq, a predicted model, not a curated record
CCGUCCGCGAGGUGAGGCCGCGCCGCGCUGGGGACCGGCCGGCCAGCGACCCGGGGGCCUUGGAGCGGCCGCGGAUGGCAGGGCGCCUCGGCCCCUGAGGACACCUGUCCACCAGCCCUGGCUGAGUCGCAGCGACCCGCGGCGGACCCCGCUGAGGACGGGCAGGAGAGCGGCGACAUGAAGAAGAAGAAGACGGAGCAGCCGCCGGCGCGCCUCGCGGCCCUGGGCAGCCCCCACCGCCCCGUUGGUUUGCACAACGUGGGACAGACCUGUUGCCUUAACUCCCUGAUCCAGGUAUUGAUCAGGAACGAGGGCUUCACCCAGAUCCUGAAGAGGUUGACAGUGCCCGUGGGAGUGGAAGAGCAGUGGAGGAACCUGCCCUUUCAGCUGCUCUUGCUGCUGGAGAAGAUGCAGGACAGCCGGCAGAAAGCGGUGCGGCCCAUGGAGCUUGUGUGCUGCCUCCGGAAGCACAAGGUGCCAGUGUUCGUCCAGCAUGAUGCUGCUCAACUGUACCUCACAGUCUGGAACCUAAUUAAGGACCAGAUCACGGAUGCGGACCUGGCAGAGAGGCUGCAGGCCCUGUACACGAUCCGGACCCAGGAGACCUUCGUGUGCCUUGAGUGUGGCGCGGAGAGCAGGAGGAACAGCAGCAUGCUCGCCCUCCCGCUUUCUCUUUUCGAUUCGGACUCAAAUCCCCUGAGGACGCUGGAGGAAGCCCUUCGCUGCUUCUUCCAGCCCAGGUUGCUGCCCGGUGAGAGCAGCUGCUUCUGUGAGCGUUGUGGGAAGAGGACGGGCGGGAAACAGGCCUUGAAGCUGACGCAUCUGCCCCAGACUUUGACAGUCCACCUCAUGCGGUUCUCCAUCAGGAAUUCACGGACACAGAAACUCUGCAGCUCCCUGCACUUCCCCGAGAGCUUGGAUCUGCGGCAGGUCCUUCUGACCGAGGAAGCCCUCUGCAGUGCCGAGGCCCAGCUUGGGGGGCAGUAUGAGCUCUUUGCUGUGAUUGCCCAUGUCGGGCUGGCUGACUUCGGCCAUUACUGUGCCUACAUCCGGAGCUCUGUGGAUGGAAGGUGGUUCUGCUUCAACGACUCCAGUGUUUGCUGGGUGUCCUGGGAAGACAUCCGGUGUACCUACGGACAUCCCAGCUACCGCUGGAGGGAAACUGCCUAUCUUCUGGUUUAUAUGAAGACUGAGUCUUAGUGGAUGUAUCCCAAACCUUCAGAGACUGAGAAAGUAUCAUUUUCCUUUUCUGUUCUUGAAUCUACUCUUUUAAGAGAUUUUGGAAUGAGGAGAAGCACUAUUUUCAAGUUGUAUAAUUAAACUUUAUUUAAAAUCAGGGGUCAUUUUAAAAAUAUUUAACCAUCACGUGGAGGAGUUGAUCAGUC